GUUCAAGAAACAACGAGGAAGAGCAAAAAAAGAAGACAAAAAUUCUUAGAGGCUCCAGUGCUCUCUUCUCUAGUGCUCGUUCCUGGCUCCAUCCCCCAUCCACACUGCACGCUCCACCACCUACCUUACCCUGGUCGUAACCUGCCCGCCCGCCUACCACCAGUCCACUGUCCACCACACUGACAACUUAAGCGGCGGGUCCUUCUUUCUCGAACAAAAACAACCAGUAGACACACGCAGCCCGCCAGAAAGAGAGGUCCGGCCCAUUCGCAGUACUCGUCGUUGUCGUCGUCGUCCUCUCAUCUCUGCACCGGCCCUCUCCAACCUCACUCCUACCUUACCGUAGGCCGAGUUUGGUGGUUUACGCCUCCCGUGCCCGCCUCCUUUCGACCAACGCCAAUCCUCGCAUCUUCAAAAUUCUGUCCCUUCUGUCACCCCAACCAACACCGCCAACCCUUCAUCCAUCCGCCCUUUGUCGUCCUGUGCCUGUCCAGUGUUGUCCCGGAAUGAGGUAGCUUUUUCAAUGCCCUCAGCUCCCUGACAGGACUGAGCUCGCCCGCAUCGCAUCGCGAACCCGAUCUUCAGCGCCGUUGUGUCGACAAUCCCGACUUGAUUCGACACUCUCCCCCUCGAAACAUUCUGCCGCCCUCGCCUUCACGCCAUAUCACGUCCAACGCUCGCAUGAUCUGCGCGCUGGCCGUUGCACCGCGUACACAUGAUAAGGGAGCAUAGAAUACCUGCUGGCCCACGACCGGCGAACCAGUCCCCGACCAGACUUAAUAGGGGAAUCCCAGACUCGCAAACCAACUCACCCUCAAAGGGCUCAUUCGCCGGCGGUCCAAUGCUCAGUGCAUCUUCAGCCAACAACCACCCUCUUUUUUCUUUUGGACGGAAUGGCGCCGCGAACGAAGUAGCAGACUCGACACCUUCCUACGAUUUUCUGCCCUCGGUCAGCUUCGACGACCUCCAGAGCAGUCUCGAGUCGGCCUCACACGACUUCAAAUUGACUCAAUUUCCGAAUCCGACCGGUCAAGGUAGUAUUCUCGACUCGGAGAGCAUGACCGACAAGAUGGGCGGGGUCUCAAACAUCUCCCAGAAUGGCGCGUCUGCGCGUGGUGGAAUCCCACCUCCCGUCACUCGCCCUGGAAGAUCUGGUUCAAUCUUGAGAAGACCUAGCACGUCCAGCAGACAACCAAGCAUCUCAUCCAUCGCUUCUGGGCCUUCGUCCGCUGCAGACGCGUCAACGGCCGCAGCGAGGUCCCGACGACAAAGCCACUACCCUCCAGUAUCAAACACCAACAUUGCGAAGCCACCCAGGAAAUCCAUCGGCCCGGGCGUCAUUGAAACUGACUUUGGCAGUAAUACUGCUCAACGUCGAAGACCGAGCCUGAUGGGCACCGUUGGCAGUGGAACGGAUUUCUCUCGGACCUCGAUGGAUGCCGGUGCCGGCAUGGGCUUUGAGACUCCCCGGAAUCUCGCCAACAGUAGAGCGACAAAGGCCAAGUCGAUGCACCAGCCGCUUCCCCGAUCAAAUACUGCCAACUUAUCAACACCAGACAACACCCGCCUUUCAACGAUUUCUCCGAGAUCCCCUCGAGGCGGCAGCAAAGGAACUAAUAACGGUUCGGCCCAAUCAAAAAGGCAGUCUAUGAUGCCUGGGGGGCAGCAUGCGUCGCACGCAAGCGGACUUGGUGCCAGGACCAUCAGUCCUACGGACACGCGAAGAUUGAAGCGCAUGUCCAUGCACCAAACUCCGAGUCUCAACCAGGCGGCCAACGCGCCGCCACCGCCGCCGCUCGAGCAUCGAGAGCACUCUCGAUCACCAUCAAUGAUACCCCGGAAGACAUCUGCCACGCCAUCGUCCUCCCGGACGACCCCGGACAUCAACAGAAAAUCGUACAGCUCCGGCCUUUCCAUCACCUCAACCAACAGUUUCAAUACAGUGAGAACAUCUACAGGCUCAAUUCAACCUCGAGCGCCUGUCGCGGGAGGUACUACAUCGCGGCUACCGGCGCCAAAGUCGUCGAACCCGCAUAAUCAUAACCCCCAUUCCGCCGAUGACGAGGAGGACGUCCCACCUGUGCCUGCUAUUCCGAAAGCGUACGAAUCACCACAGCAGUCAGCCACGGAGGCAUCGUUUUUGGAUAAGCGCAAAGCCAACCUCGCAGCGGAUGCUAGCAGCAUCAACAGCAAUUCAACUGGCAGUUUCUCCAUACCAUCCCUCCCCGAACCCGCUGUUAAGGUCGCCCGAAAGGCUAGUACCCGGAAGUCGACGAAUGCGGCUCCCUUGGAUGCCGAAAAGAAGGGGAACGUUCCCCAAUCGAGGAAGAACCCUCCACCCGUGCGGCUGCCCCCGAUUACUGUCGGCCCGCUGAACCCAUCGACGACCGCGAAGAUUGCAGCUUUGGGCCAAAAUGGCCCUGAUCGAAACCUGAGCCCCCCUCCCUCACGCAUCAUCGCAAAGACACCGACUACCCCCAUGACCGCGUCGAAAAGCUCCUUCUUCUCAAGAAACAGACAGGACGACAAGUCUGAUUUCCCCAAUUUGCGAAGCAGCAGCACUGUGCACCACUCCCGAAUUGAUAGUGCAUCAGGUGCUGACGGCACAAGCUCGUCCGAGUCUUUCGCAGGGGUCCCGAUACCGGUACCUUAUAAAGCGACUAGAAAGCCCAGCGUGUCUCCAUUCUUGUCCUCCUCAGUGCCCAAGCCCGGCGCCGAUCCUGCUUUCCUCAAGAGGUCACAGACAGGCGACCUUGGAAAUAUCACGGAACCUCUCGAAGUAAAGCCACCGCAGAAACCUUCUGGACCCCGUGCCCAACGGCCUGUGAAAGCAAAGUCUCCCACGCCGCCAAUCUCGGAUCCGGAAGAACCACCUACUCCGUCCUCAAUGAGCUCUUUACGUAGGAAGUUAAGCUUGUCGUGGAAACGUAACACCUCUAAGACGGAUUCGAAAGCUAGCACAUCGGAAAAGACUGUUGAACGCAGCAUUAGUAAAGAGCAGAUGCCACCGCCGCGGUUGCCUAUUUCUGCAACGGUCGGGAAUCUUAGCUCAGCCAAGAACAGCCCAAGCCCGUCUGUCAAGGCGAGUAACUCGUACCUCGAAUCAAGGAGGAGAAAGAGCUCAGCAGCGAGCCUGGGCCAUGAUAGAACUAAGAGUGAGAACUGGACCUCGGCCUCCGUCCCCAAGACUGUCAACGACCCGCACAACCCUUCCGUCAUGCAGAAGAUUCUGCGCCCGAAGGCAUCAGCAACGACCAUGCGUCACCACGACCCGUGGACUGCUGAGCUCGACAAGGAUGACCUAGUUGCCGAGGAAGAGAUGAAGAAGAUGGGCUCGAGAAGGAAAGAGACGGAGAUCGCGGCUAGGACCCUCGACGCAUUACGGAAACGUGCGACGCCAAAGGAACGAGUCGGUGCCCAGGAAGCUAUUCGGAUCGCCAUGCUCAACAUCUAUGAGCGUGGUGAAAUCGUUGAUUACAACGAUGUCUACUUUUGCGGCACGCAGAACGCGCGCAAGAUUGUGGGCGAUCUUCAAUCUGAUGCCCCCAACUUUGGUUACGAUGACGAACGUGGAGACUAUACCAUUGUACCGGGAGACCAUCUUUCGUACCGGUACGAAAUUAUCGACGUACUUGGCAAGGGAAGUUUCGGUCAAGUUGUGCGGUGCAUUGACCACAAGACGGGUGUGCUCGUGGCUGUGAAGAUUAUUCGCAAUAAGAAGAGGUUCCAUCAGCAGGCUCUUGUAGAAGUCAACAUUCUGCAGAAGCUUCGCGAAUGGGACCCCAAAAACCGACACAGCAUGGUCAACUUUACUCACAGCUUUUACUUCCGGGGACAUCUAUGCAUCUCCACCGAACUUCUGGACAUGAAUCUCUACGAAUUCAUCAAAGCAAACGCUUUCCGCGGAUUCUCACUCAAGCUCAUUAGGCGAAUGACGAAACAGAUGUUGAGCUCCCUGAAUCUGCUGAAGCAGCACAAGGUCAUCCACUGCGAUCUCAAGCCCGAAAACAUCCUGCUUCGGCACCCGCUGCACUCGGAGAUCAAGGUCAUCGACUUUGGCUCUAGUUGUUUCGAAAAUGAAAAGGUGUAUACCUAUAUUCAGUCUCGAUUCUAUCGAUCACCCGAGGUCAUCCUAGGCAUGACGUAUGGUAUGCCCAUCGACAUGUGGAGUCUCGGAUGUAUCCUCGCCGAGCUCUACACGGGAGUCCCAAUCUUCCCUGGAGAGAAUGAGCAGGAGCAACUUGCCUGCAUCAUGGAGGUCUUUGGUCCACCAGAGAAGCAUCUUAUCGAGAAGAGCACCCGCAAGAAGCUCUUCUUCGACUCCAUGGGCAAGCCGCGCCUGACCGUGUCCUCCAAGGGCCGGAGGCGCCGCCCUAGUUCAAAGACACUGCAACAGGUCCUUAAGUGCGACGAUGAGGCAUUCCUGGACUUCCUUGCGAGAUGUCUGAGAUGGGACCCCGACAGGCGUCUCAAGCCUGAGGAAGCCAUCCACCACGAGUUUAUCAGCGGCAAGAAGAUGAGCGCUCCUCUGCCCCGAGUUCCGACGGCACGUGAGGCGUCGCCCGUGAAGCGCCACACCGUUGGUGCGCCGCGACCUCUUCCCGAACCUCCGGCUUCCGGGCUCAAGAGCGGUAUUCGAUCCCGAGACGUGAGCGGCGCGAGCCCUCACAAGCCCGUGUCAACGGCAUCAUCUCGCAGGCCAUCUGUAGCCACCAGUGGAACGGUUCACGUUGCUACAGCCAAACGAACCAGCACAGGCCAGGGAGGUGUCACCAUUGGCACUAGCAGUCUCCCGCGCGCGGCAAUUAGGAGCGUCAGCGCCAAACAAGACUUGGCUUCCGCCGGAGCCACUGCAGCCAUGAGUCGGAGGGGUUUGUGAGCAACACCCUCUCAAUGACUCUGUGGUCGCCGCACAUACAGAAGACGAAUAGAAGUAUUGAAGCGCUUGUUAGAUGUGGUUUAUGAGGCAUUGGGUAGUUGAUUGUUGUUUUUUUAUUCCCUCUCUGCGCUACAUCCCUUACGAACAGCGAACAUGUUCCUGCGCCAUGACCACGUUUGAAUGGAGUGACGCAAUACCCAGCACGAGAGAAAGUCACAACCGGGAGGAAAGGAGUCAAAUUUAGGCAUGAAAGGGCUGUUCUCUCCAUGAAGAGUACGCAGUCGGGGGUUGCGGGCUGAAAGCCCUGUUGUCAUAAAAACAAACCGCAUUAUUUUCUUUUCCCCCCAAACGUAUCUCCGUUUCUACGCAUAUAUAAACACACACGGAAGACGUGAGUCCGAGGCUCGCCGGUGUGGAGUAGUGUAUGGAGGAGUGGCUGGUUUCUCGGCCGCGACGGAUAGGGCCAGGUCCGGCUGUACGCGACCUGCUAUUUUGUGUGUUGUUGCCUAUCACGAUCACCACGAGAGAGAUAGAGAUGUAGGCAAAUAUAUGUAUAUUAAUAAUGACGAAUGGCCC
Messenger RNA from Colletotrichum scovillei, 5455 nucleotides. RefSeq lists its product as uncharacterized. Bases 716 to 4879 code for a protein of 1387 amino acids. NCBI's taxonomy places the organism in Eukaryota, Fungi, Ascomycota, Sordariomycetes, Glomerellales, Glomerellaceae. The record is from RefSeq and is a predicted model, not a curated record. Gene Ontology annotation, molecular function: protein serine/threonine kinase activity; ATP binding. The transcript is spliced from 3 exons. Gene Ontology annotation, biological process: peptidyl-serine phosphorylation; peptidyl-threonine phosphorylation.